Molecule: messenger RNA, 678 nt
Organism: Symbiodinium necroappetens
Lineage: Eukaryota; Dinophyceae; Suessiales; Symbiodiniaceae
Source: the annotation of a GenBank genome assembly
AUGGUGACAACCCGGCUGGUUCGUUGGCUUGCGCUGUGCCAGUUGGCGGUCAGCAGAGAGGUGAUUCCGGAUCCAUGCGGCGAGAGCUGCGUCAGUCGCCCAGAUGCAGGUGACACUGCCUUGUUGCAGACAGCAAAAGCCUCUGCCGAGCCCAUCUCUUCGAAAGAGUUUGCGGAGAGGAUGCAGUGCGAUGCACAGCGGAAUUCCUUCUCUAUCAACGGAGGUGACUGGACUUUCGUCUUGGGCAAUUUCCAAAGCCCUGGUAUCCUUUGGGAGGACCUUCUGGUAAGUUGGGAGAAGGGAGGUCCUCACAAGGAGUACUUUGGCAUCGAUUACACGUUCAUGUCGCAGACUUAUAGCUUCACGGACUACCUGACUGUCUCCUCUUCUCUGGGUGUGACGCAUUUUCCCAUGACGCUCUGGGCCUCGCAAGUCAUCAAGCUAAUUCUGCCGUUGCCCUUUCCCACUGAUUGCAACCAUUUCUGGAAGGAGCAGGGCUUCAGCGGCCUCUACAUCUCGCCGCCAUGGUCGCUGGAGGAAUUGAAAAGCCCGGGCUUUGACGACGCAGGCUGGCCGCGAUCCACGUACCCCAAGGAUCUCAUUGUUGACAGCUUGACCUUCUACAUCACUGUCCAGCCAUUUCUGAAGGUUCUACCAGGCUGGUAUCCGCUGGCUUGA